AUGGGCCCUCAUGGUGGGACGCCAGAAGUGCGGCUGGUCCCCGAGUGGGGCCCAGGCAAGAAGAACAAAGAGGCCCCCUAUGCCUUGAUGGUGCUGUGGAAGGAUCCCAAGCCGCAGGCGUUUGGCUCGAGCCAGGACGCGCCGAUCCCGAUCCCUUGUUUUCCCUCCGUGGCCGCGGGGGCCGCAGCCGAUGGGUCGCACGCCGCGGCAGCGGCAGCCGAUGGGACACACGCCGCGGUAGCGGCGUAUAGGGCAGACCUCGAUGCAAUAGCGAUAACGCAGCCAUUCAAGCUCAACAGCAUCGUUCUGAAAUGGUUGUGGGACUCUCAUGAAGAGCCCCCAGGAUGUCCAAGCCCGCGGCGCGUGGACGUCGCAGACCAGGGCCCGCUGGACAUAGGCGUGCUCGAGCGCACUACGGGGAUGGCAGACUCGUUCAAGGCAGGCGAGACACAGCCAUGGUCAUGGCGACAGAUGCUGUCCGCCAUGACGCGCGACGCGAAGGACCGCAUUCUCGGGCGCGACCAGACAACGGGCGUCAUAUGGGCCACCUGCGAACCCGUAGGUGGGUCGCACGACCACAAGCGCUGGCGCGCCGCGCGGCAGGUGGGGAGGCCAUUCCCAGAGCAG
Molecule: messenger RNA, 627 nt
Organism: Prorocentrum cordatum
Lineage: Eukaryota; Dinophyceae; Prorocentrales; Prorocentraceae
Source: the annotation of a GenBank genome assembly